AUGGUGUCGUUUAAUAUGCCAAAGAAUGAGAACCUUCUUAAGGCUUUUGACGAUGCACGGACGACCUUUCGAACUGAGUGGAUGGCGCUGGAAGAAAGCAGGUCAAUACUGUAUCAGCAGUAUGAAAUGGCCAGGGCGAAACUGGCUGAUGAAAAUUUAAAGAUCCAGCAGGAAGCCUACGCUCAAACUGUGGUAUCACAUGAUUGCAUUAAUCAAAUGCAGCAUCAGAUUAAUACGUUGCAAUCGCAGAAAACCAGUUGCACGAGGAGAACAACCAGAUGCAGUCGUGGUUUGUCCAAAAAAAAAAAGAAGGGACUUCCAGCGCAGCGGGCUGCAACAGAGGGUAGAAACGACUUGAUCCCACCUGGUGUACACACCGUGGCGCAUACUGCCAAGAUGGGCGGGCAUGCCAAACGGCUAUUUGCUCUGUCGGGGGCUUAA
Messenger RNA from Trypanosoma grayi, 441 nucleotides. RefSeq lists its product as hypothetical. The record is from RefSeq and is a predicted model, not a curated record. The transcript has a single exon. The coding region runs from base 1 to 441 and encodes 146 amino acids. NCBI's taxonomy places the organism in Eukaryota, Euglenozoa, Kinetoplastea, Trypanosomatida, Trypanosomatidae.